GUGGGACUGAGAUUUUAAGCGGUUCGACGCCAUCCCUUUUCCCUCCGUCACGAAGUGGGCCCCAUCCACAAAGUUAAGCAACUUACGGUACUCAUAUCCGAGCCAAGCCACAAGAUCACCGCCCUCUCCACGGCGCUGUUCCAUCGUCUCCGUCGCCGAGCCCAGCCGCAGCUCCAAUCCGGCGGGAAUGCUUACGAACUUUAUCAGUGGCAUCUCGUGAAUUAAGUCAUACACGAACUGCUAAAUAGAUUUUUUAUUUGCGAAGCUUAUAUACCGGAGCGGAAGAAGCAGCAUUUGCUUUGACUAAGUUCAGAAGUCAAGGUGUAUUUAUAGAUGGUUUAUACGACACUUGCCCAUUGUUGAUGGAGCAUUCUGGGCCCUUGAACUGCAGUCAGGUCACUAUCGACGUAGCUGGGAGUAGUGAAGCUUCCACAUCUACCUCUCCGCAUGAUAGACAUUUUAACAGCGGAGGUACAUCACAACAUGAAGACAGACCUAGUAGUGCAAGAUUACCGGCUUCUCUGCCUUCAGUUUCUAUUGCAUCUAAUGGUACAAAUCCUAGGAAUUCUUCAGUUGUAAGACGAGGGGAGACCCGUCGGAACAGGAGUCCAUUGAAUUCAGGGUUAUGGAUAUCUAUUGAGCUAGUCCUCACAGUAAGCCAGAUUGUUGCAUCUAUUAUUGUUUUGUCUUUGUCGAGGCAUGAGCAUCCACGCACUCCCCUGUUUGCAUGGAUUAUUGGUUAUGCGUGUGGAUGUGUUGCUACUAUCCCCUUGCUUGGUUGGAGGUAUUAUCAUCAUAACCAGGGUAGAGAGCUAAAUUCAUCUCAACCACGUCAAGCUUCCCCUCGAGUUAAUGUUUCUUCAAGGACACUUCUUUCUGUUUCAAGAACUAAUGGGGAAGAAGACGAUCAGGCCGUUGUUUCAUCCUCUAGAAGCAGUCAACAUCCAGUCAUGAUGAAUCCAAGCAGACUGAAGUCACUAGUGGAAUAUUUCAAAAUGGCCUUAGAUUGCUUUUUUGCUGUAUGGUUCGUUGUUGGCAAUGUGUGGAUCUUUGGGGGGAACUCCUCUGCUACUGAUGCUCCUAAUAUGUAUAGGUUAUGUAUUGUGUUUCUGACAUUCAGCUGCAUUGGCUAUGCUAUGCCCUUCAUUUUAUGUGCAACAAUCUGCUGUUGUCUGCCUUGUAUAAUUUCCAUCCUUGGGGUUAGAGAGGAUCUGACACAGACAAGGGGGGCAACAUCUGAAUCUAUUAAUUCCUUGCCAGUAUACAAGUUCAAGGUGAAGAAACGUAAAAAAGGUGAUGAAAGCAACUCAAAUGCUUUAGAAGGUGGGAUUGUGGCUGCUGGAACUGAAAAGGAGCGUGUGAUCUCUGGAGAAGAUGCAGUUUGCUGCAUCUGCCUGGCAAAGUAUGAAAAUAACGAUGAGCUGAGAGAGUUGCCAUGUUCCCAUCUUUUUCACAAAGACUGUGUAGACAAGUGGCUGAAGAUUAAUGCAUUAUGCCCUCUCUGCAAAAGUGAGGUUGGUGGGAACCCAAUAGGACCAGUCUCCGGCGAAGGUUCCAACCAACAAAGGGGUGAGAACCGAGUUGGAGUUAGCCCAAUCAAUAGCAUAGUAUAAUUACCUUGUAUACGUAGGCAGCAUAGGUUCUGUAAAGUCUUUUGUUUUUUUGUUUUUUUUUGUUUGGGCUUAGAUAGAUGGUCAAUUCUCAGUAUAUCCAUUCCAUUCCAUUUUUUAUGAUAUUUUCCUAUCUGGGUGUUGACAAUUGUCUUCUAUAGUCCUCUUUUGGUGCUGGUGGUGGUUCAGGGCCGGGCCGAGCCAGGUCCUGGCUGUGGCGUGGGAAUACAAUGCCUCCCUUGCAAAAUCUUGCGUCCCAACAUUGAAGAUGGCAAAUAGUUUUAAAUAAAAUAGGCAAUCAGUCACUCAGAAUACUGUUCGUAAGCUGUACCUUUUGCAAGGUUUCAAUUCAGUAAUUUUUGUUUUUCAAA
Messenger RNA from Neltuma alba, 1981 nucleotides. Its product is annotated as E3 ubiquitin-protein ligase At1g63170. The transcript is spliced from 6 exons. Bases 363 to 1613 code for a protein of 416 amino acids. Lineage: Eukaryota; Viridiplantae; Streptophyta; Magnoliopsida; Fabales; Fabaceae. The record is from RefSeq and is a predicted model, not a curated record.